Molecule: messenger RNA, 1166 nt
Organism: Paecilomyces variotii
Lineage: Eukaryota; Fungi; Ascomycota; Eurotiomycetes; Eurotiales; Thermoascaceae
Product: Intradiol ring-cleavage dioxygenase
Exons: 3
Coding region: 157-1137 (326 amino acids)
Biological process (GO): catechol-containing compound metabolic process
Molecular function (GO): catechol 1,2-dioxygenase activity; ferric iron binding
Source: RefSeq, a predicted model, not a curated record
ACGCUUCACCCGACCCCUCCUGAGAGACCUUGCUAUAGUUAGCUUCCCCCAGAAUACUUUUAUACGCAAGUAAAGCGAACCAGAUCGCCAAUUGAUUCUUCGAAGAGUCUCUCCAGCUUCAGUUGAACCAGAAUAUAGAAGAAGCAAUCAGAGAAAAUGCCAUCAGCGGAGGGAGCGCCGUCCUCUAUAAACAGCACGGAGACCAACGGUGCAAAGCUGGAGGAUCUCACGGCGGACAAUCUCACACAGCAUGUGAUCAAGAUCAGCUCCAACAUCAGUAACGAGCGUAUCAAAUUCAUUUUUUCAAAACUGAUCCAACAUGCGCAUGAUUUCGCCCGGGAAGUCGACUUGCAGAGAGAUGAGUGGGAAGCCUCGUGGCAGUUCUUGACGGAGGUCGGCCAAGCGUGCUCGCCAGAUCGACAGGAGAUGAUUCUCCUAUCCGACGUGCUCGGUAUAUCCGCCCUCGUGGACACCAUCAACUCCCGACAAGCUCCCGGGACAACCGAGUCUUCCGUCCUAGGACCAUUCCACAACGACUCGCACUUCUUCGAGAAUGGCGAUUCGAUCUCGUCCACUGGAGCCGGAGAGUCGAUGCUCAUUCGCGGAACAGUAAAAGACCUCAGAGGUAACGCCAUCCAGGGAGCAUUGCUGGAUAUUUGGGAAACGAACGGGAACGGCCACUACGAUAUGCAGGACCCAGAAAAGGAUGGACCAGACUGCAGAGGGCGGUUCUACUCAGAUGAACAAGGAAGGUUCUACAUUAAUGGUGUCAAACCAGUAGAUUACCCAGUCCCAUAUGAUGGACCGGUGGGUAAGGUGCUCGAUCUAUUAAAUAGACAGGCUUACAGGCCUGCGCAUGUGCACUUCCUCAUCUCCCACCCCUCGUUCGAGAAGCUUAAUACAGCCCUCUAUAACCGCGAAUCACCGCGUCUCGUCCUCGAUCCCGUCUUCGGUGCGAAAAGCAGUCUCACCAAGGAUAUAGUCUGGUGUGAGGAUCUAGAAAUGGCCAAGGUGCACAAGACUACGCCCAUUACUCGAAAAAUCGACGGGCAGGACAGGGAAGGAUUCUGGCUUCUCGAGCAUCACUUUAUCCUUGCUGAUAAGCAGGAAGUCAAGAAAAGGAAGACGCAUGAUUAAUUAAUCUAAUCAUGAUUGACUUAGAUGUU